Molecule: messenger RNA, 2788 nt
Organism: Drosophila subobscura
Lineage: Eukaryota; Metazoa; Arthropoda; Insecta; Diptera; Drosophilidae
Gene: Bap111
Product: basic proline-rich protein
Exons: 1
Coding region: 142-2541 (799 amino acids)
Biological process (GO): negative regulation of DNA-templated transcription
Cellular component (GO): SWI/SNF complex
Molecular function (GO): nuclear receptor binding; nucleosomal DNA binding
Source: RefSeq, a predicted model, not a curated record
GUAACACUGGCACCGACGCAAACCAGAGAAAAAUGGCGUCGCCAUGAAAAUUUUUCUGUUGUUGUCGAUGAAAUAACCAUUGAAUCGUGUAAUUAGUUUAGAUGCAAUUUCUUUUCAAUAAAACUAAAAUAUUGUGAAUGAAUGAUAAUGGCGUUGCCGAGCAACUACAAGCAGAUAGCAGUGGGCGCGCCAACAGGCCCCGGACCGGUAACACCGCUCCAAGGCGGCAGCCGGUCUCGUUCGUCUGGCGGCGGUGGCGGUGGGGACAGGAACAAGGACCAAACGCCCAUCUUUACCCACAGUAACUAUGGUAAUCCGGCCUUCACACCACAGAAGGUGACGAAAUCGUCGAGUAGCAAGAACCAGAACGAAUCACGCCUGCCCAAGCCACCGAAGCCGCCAGAAAAGCCCACACUGCCGUACAUGCGGUACUCAAAGCGAGUGUGGGACAUGGUGAAGGCUCAGAAUCCGGAGCUCAAGCUGUGGGAGCUGGGCAAGAAGAUCGGCGCCAUGUGGAAGCUGCUCAACGAUGAGGAGAAAACUGAAUUCAUCGACGAGUACGAGGCAGAGAAGGUGGAGUAUGAGAAGGCGCUGAAGGCAUACCACCAGACGCCCGCCUAUCAGUCGUACAUGUCCGCGAAGAGCAAGUUCAAAUCAGAUGUGGAUAUGCACGAGACGCCGUCCCGUGGCGGUGGCAGCAAAUCCCACGAGCGUCGCAUCGACAUCCAGCCAGCGGAGGAUGAAGAUGACCUCGAUGAGGGCUACACGGCCAAGCAUAUGGCAUAUGCUCGGUAUCUGCGCAAUCAUCGACUCAUCAAUGAGAUCUUCUCGGAGGCUGUGGUGCCGGAUGUAAGGUCCGUGGUCACCACCACACGGAUGCAGGUGCUCAAGCGGCAGGUGAGCUCCCUGACGAUGCAUCAGACCAAACUGGAGGCGGAGCUGCAGCAGAUGGAGGAGAAGUUCGAGGCCAAGAAGCAGCGCAUGGUGGAGUCCAGUGAGGCAUUCCAAGAGGAGCUGAAGCGCCACUGCAAGCCCGCUGUCGAUGACGAUACCUUUCAGAAGAUGGUGCACCGCAUGUACGAGGACAUCAAGCGUGAUCGCCAGCGGCUAGACGAGCCCAGCAAUACCACCAACAGCUCAACGACUGGCCCCGUCUCUGUGUCGGCCGCUGGUGGUCCCACCUUGGCCAGUCGGAACGAGGAGGCCUCCAAGCAGCAGCAGCCACCGACGCAGCCCGGCCAACCGUCUGCAACGCCUGCGCCAGCACCAGCACAGGACUCGCUACCGGGACUGGCAUUGACACCAGCGAAAGAAACUCCAGCGGUGACGGUCAAGCCGCCACAACCUAAUCCACUGCCAAUACCAGCACCUGCGGCACCGGUUGCGCAUGUCCAUGAAACCGCAAGCAAGACGGAUCCAGAGCCCAUGGAUAUUGAGCCACCGCCAAAGCCCUCAGUUCCUCCGCCGCCCAUCAAGCCUGAGAAGCUGGAAAUGGCCGCCGCACUGCCGCCACAAUCGACCGUGACGAUAGGAGAGCCGCCCAAGGAUGUGCUUAAGGUGCUGCCACCCAGCAAGGUGCCAACACCGACGCCCGUGCCAACGCCCACACCGCCACCGCCAAUGGCUGUUGGCGAUGUGGUGGUGGGCGCCAGCUUGAAUCCUGGUGCACCGGGAUCUGUUCCAACGGCAGCGACGACACCAACGCCACCGCCACCAAAUGUACAGCAGCAGCAGGCACCACUGCCGCCACAGCAACAGCAGCAGCAGGCGCCACAACAGCAGCAGCAACAACAGCAAGCGGCUCCUCCACCUGGAUUGCCGCAGAUGCAUCCACAUCCUGGCCAUCCGCCACCGGGCCAUCCGCACAUGCCACCGCAUAUGGCGCCGCAUCAGCCGCCGCCUGGAAUGCCUGGUCUGCCGCCGCCGCCACCGCACACGGGCUAUGCCAACUAUGGAGGACCACCACACGUUCCACCACCGCCGGGCGGUCCAACACGCUCGCCCUACUACCAGCCUCAAUAUGGGGGCCAUCCGACGCCGCAGCCCUACUAUGCACCCUUCUCCCCCUAUCAGCAAUCGUACGGACCACCGCCCGGCUCACACUACAUGUCGCCGCGUCCACCGCCACAGCACAAUGGGAAUCCGGGUCCAGGCGUGCACUAUGCACCCGAGCACGGCAGUAAUCCACCUCCGCCAGCACAGCAGCAGCAGCAAGCGCAACAGCAGCAGCAGCAACAAGCGCAACAGCAACCGCCCCCGGGACAUAUGCACGAACCGAGCGGAGCAGCUGUAGCCGGAGCCAGCGGUGUAGGUGUGGGAGUCUACGGCCAGCAGCCGCCACCUCAGCAAGCUGCCCCACCGCCCAGCAGCGGCGUCGGAGCAGGAGCAGCAACGACACCGGGCGGACCACCACCAGCAACUGGAGCGACAAGCGGCGAGAACCCGGCACCGACACCCGUAACAGCGGCGACGGCGGCAGCACCACCACCACCUGGCAGCAAGCACGCAGUAGAUGCGGAUAAGCAUGAGACGAAGGACUAACUGGGACUUGUACCUCUCCCAUACCCAUACCCGCAGCCACAGCCAUACCCAUGGCUGGGAUGCAUCUCAAUCAGAUUCUAGUUGUAGUUUUUAAAUUAUUCUUGAUUCAUCCCUUUCUUUAUAUGUGCCGCCCCGCCCCCGUGUUGUAACAUAGCUCCCUCUCGUCCCGUACACCUGAUGCUGAUCCCCCAUUUAUGUCUCUCCAGCCCCAGCCCCACGUCCACCCCCUCUACCCGACCAUGUGGGA